Molecule: messenger RNA, 719 nt
Organism: Pongo pygmaeus (Bornean orangutan)
Lineage: Eukaryota; Metazoa; Chordata; Mammalia; Primates; Hominidae
Product: keratin-associated protein 5-8-like
Exons: 3
Coding region: 45-650 (201 amino acids)
Biological process (GO): intracellular zinc ion homeostasis; cellular response to copper ion; cellular response to cadmium ion
Cellular component (GO): cytoplasm; nucleus
Molecular function (GO): metal ion binding
Source: RefSeq, a predicted model, not a curated record
ACUGCCAGCCGGUAGUGGGAAUGGCCGGAUAGGCUACGAGGAGCAUGGAGAUUUAUCUGCAAAGGAGGACCCGGACAAAUGUGCCCACACAUCCUCUCAGCCCAACCCAGGACCGCUGUCAUCCCGAAACCUGCGGGGCCGGUGCAAGCGCAGGGCAGGGCCUCUGCGCCCGGCCCCCUCCCUUGAGUAGAAAAGCAGCCUCAGGCUGUGGCGCCCCACCACGCCGUCCGGGUGAGCCUUGCGGUCUCUCCAUUUAUCGCUUGAGAUCUCCAGCCUUACCGCGGCUCGAAAUGGACCCCAACUGCUCCUGCAUCACUGGUGUCUCCUGCGCCUGCACCAGCUCCUGCAAGUGCAAAGAGUGCAAAUGCACCUCCUGCAAGAAGAGUGAGUGCGGGGCCAUCUCCAGGAAUCUGGGGCUUUGGCUAAGGUUGGGAGGGAACUCAAGGCUGGCCCUGAGUGCAUCCUUCUGGGGAACUGGGCUUCCUUUGCCCUUGUUGGCCGUGUCAUUCCCUCUCCAGGCUUUCUGGCCUGAGUUCAGAUGGGGCAGGGAAGCAUUUUUCUUUCGGGACACAAAUCCCAACGGUAUCCCCUAUGGUUUCAGAACAGAGCUGUGCCAGACGAAAAAAGCUUCCUCUGGGUCUGGGUUCUGAGCUCGAGCCAGGCUUGCUAUUGAGGCAGGGAGGUGCCUGGUGAAGUCUACUGCCACCUCUCACUCUCCC